GCCUUCCGGAAGUUGAUUGUCCAAAAUGUUCAGUGAUCAGGUAUGAAUCCCGCCCUCGGCCGUGCAGAGGAGGGUUGGCGACUCUAGCCUCGUUGGUGGAGCUCGCUAGCACCAGAGGUUUUAAACCAAAAACAUGAAGGCGACCCGCGCCGCGCACAGUUUGCUGCGGGUCUGCGUCCUGUACUGCUUCGUGCUGCUCCUGGGCUCCGGCUGCUCCGGGCUCGUGGCCUCCCAUCACCGCGCCUUGAAGCGCAGCAGGCGGAGUCACCACGGCGCAAAGCACAAAGGCGCGCACCACCGGCCGCUGACGGACGAGCAGAAAGCGGACCAGAGCCUGCAGUUCAUGCUCAGCCUGUACCGGAGCGCUGCAGAACCGGACGGCAGGCCCAAACAGCACCGGAAGUUCGGCUCCAACACGGUGCGUCUGCUGAGACCGUCCGCGUCGUCGGUGCACUACCUGCCGGCGUCAAGAGACCACCACUACAGCUUCACCGUCCAGUACAACCUGGACACUCUUCCCUCGGAGCAGCUGAUCCGAGCCUCCUUCAUCCACCUCCGCUCUUCGUCGCCUCCGUCGGGCGCCACCCAGAGCGUCCCGCCGCCCCGCUGCCGGGCUCAGAUCACCUCGCUGGGCUCAGAGAGCCUGGUCACCCUGGAGCCCCACCAGCAGUGGACGGAGACGGACAUCACCGCACACGUCCAGCAGGGGAAGAACCGGGGCCCGGGGGGACACUUGACCCUCACCGCCCAGUACUGGUGCACCGAGCCCGGGCACGCCGACGAGGAUGGCAGCCUCCCGCGGCGGCGGCAGUGGUGGUGGUCCCGUCUCGGAGAGAGUAAAAGCCAAAGAGGCGAGUCUCAUGUGGAAGUGCCGUCUCUUCUUUUAUACCUGGAGGAGGACCAGGAGGUGAAGGAGUGGAUGGGGGACCUGCUCGGGGCCGACGGCGAGGACGUGAUGUGGCGGAUCGGGCGGUGGCGUCCCUCGGUCCACCGCCGCCGCCGCUCCAAAGACGUUUCAUCAUCAUCAGACGCUAAAGAUUCAUCUCUGGAGGUGUUAAAAAACGCCCCGACGUCCUCCUCGUCGUUCUCCACCUCCCCGUCCUCCUCCAUCAUCUCCGACAUCCCCGACUACAAACGCAAAACCGGCUCGCCAAAAAACCGCUGCAAGCUCCACUCGUUCCGCCUCUCCUUCGACGAGCUCGGCUGGGGUCACUACUUCAUCGCCCCGCCCGUCUACAACCCGCGCUUCUGCCAGGGGAACUGCCCCCGCGUGCUGCCCUACGGCCUCCACUCGCCCAACCACGCCAUCAUCCAGACGGUCAUCAACGACCUCGGCGUCGGGGACAUCCCGCCGCUGUCCUGCGUGCCCUACAAGUACAUGCCCAUGAGCGUGCUGGUGGUGCACAUGAAGAAGGUGGAGUACCGGGAGCUGGAGGACAUGGUGGCCGAGUCGUGCACGUGUCGCUAAUAGGGUUGUCACCAUAGUAACAUGUUCAACUCGAUACCGAUACUCAGGAAAAUAUUCGAUACUCGAUACCAUUUUUGAGUCUCGAUACCCUUUUAACUUAAAUGAGUAUCGUAUCCGGAUACAACGUUUUAGUAUCGAUACUUUUUUGGGUAUCGAUACUUUUGACAACCUUAGUCGCUAAGGACUUGAAUAAUAUGCUCAGAGACUUAAAAAAAAAAAAGAAGGGCGGGGCAGAUUUGAGGGGUCAUUUGUUUGAUCUAGAGCAGGGGGCGGCAACCUGCGGCAACCAGAGCCACAUUCACAAAAACAGUAUAUACAAAAUGAGACAUUUAUUUUUUUACAUUUUCAUUUUCAGUUAGUUUAGACCCAAAGCAAAAAAAACAUUUCAUUCAACAAAAAUAUGCACCAUAGCUUACAAAAGUCUACAACUCAGCGCCUUAACCUCUAAAUUUUGCCAACUUCAAGUCCAGUUUUGAGUUUCUCUAGCUCGGCUAGUUUUUGAUUCCAAAUCUCCAGAGAUAUUUCUGACAAAAUCAAAUGAAUAAAUGUUCAUUAUGACCUAUUGGUAAUGAUGGUUGGCUGAUUUUUAGCUAGCAGGCUGGUUUAUCUUCACGGUAAGGCUCAUAAUUAUAAGGUUUGUGGCUCCAUUACGAUAUUGUUUCUCUUUUUUUGUGGCUCUUUUGUUGGUAAAGGUUGCCGACCCCUGAUCUAAAGCUUGGCGGCUGGUUUCAGAUCCUCACCGUCCCUGUUAAAGCACUUUAAAGAAGGCAGCUGCUGAAUGAAAGUCUGGCCUUUGAAGAACUAUGAGUGGAUGUGUCUAUUUACUGAUUUAUUUUUCUUUCUUUCCUUUUCUGAAUACUUGUUUUGUGAGCUGUUUAAAAGCACUUAAGCUGAUUUGUGAAUGUGCUGUUUGC
Messenger RNA from Centropristis striata (black sea bass), 2382 nucleotides. It is a transcript of the gene bmp15, whose product is annotated as bone morphogenetic protein 15. Gene Ontology annotation, cellular component: extracellular region. The record is from RefSeq and is a predicted model, not a curated record. NCBI's taxonomy places the organism in Eukaryota, Metazoa, Chordata, Actinopteri, Perciformes, Serranidae. Gene Ontology annotation, molecular function: growth factor activity; cytokine activity. The transcript has 2 exons. The coding region runs from base 134 to 1468 and encodes 444 amino acids. Gene Ontology annotation, biological process: SMAD protein signal transduction; BMP signaling pathway.